AUGUCAUCGGGCUCCCCGGGCUCAUCGGCCCCGCCGUUGCCCAAACAUGGAAAUGUGCACAACGCACCAGGACCACUUGGAUGUCGAUACACGGAUAGUCUGCAUCAACUCGAGAUUCAGCUCGUUUGCCGGGGGGUGCGGGAGAAGACUUUUCUCAAAAGAGGUAACACCGAUGUGCAUAUUCGAUUCGAUCACAUAAGUCUGAGCGUAACCGUGGAAAUAUUCGAUUUGAACAAGGUGACAAAGGUGAAAACGGUGCAUGAUCGACGAUAUUACGAGGUGGAUAAAUUCCCGAGCGAGAUCAUCGACGUGACGUUCAAGCUGAAAAAAGACUGCGUGGUGGUGUUGAUAAAGAAGAAAGUCGCCUCGUCAUGGGAGGGUUUGAUCAGUCAACAAGGAUUU
Molecule: messenger RNA, 402 nt
Organism: Mesorhabditis belari
Lineage: Eukaryota; Metazoa; Nematoda; Chromadorea; Rhabditida; Rhabditidae
Source: the annotation of a GenBank genome assembly